AUGUACGCAGAUCUGAAUCUUGCGAGCCUCGCGCAUCUCCUAGCGUUCACCACCCUCGCAUUGUUCGAAGAGACAUGGCUGCAGCUAAAUGGCAGCGAUGGCUCUCACCCCUUCUCAUUCGCCCAGCUGCCUUUUCUGAAGGCGGUGGAGUUCCACGCGAACAGUCUGCGAUUCGAGCUGAUGUUUCCACCGGGAGUCUCGUUCAGCCGACUUGAGCGGCUGCUCCUUAAAGGUUGCGACGAGAUGGGGCGUCUUCCUGAUGACAUUGGAGAGCGGUUACCAUGCCUUCGACAUCUAAGCAUAUGGGGAUGCAAGAAUCUUUCCGAGCUGCCCGAGCAGUUCGCUUCCCUAAGCUGCCUGCGUGAGCUGACAAUUUACUGGUGCGACAUGGUCAAACUCCCAGAGAAUUUUGGAGAGUUGCCCGCUCUGAAAGUGCUAACACUGAACAGUCUUCCAAUCUCGAGUCUCCCAGAUUCAUUCUACCUGGUGACGUCACUGGAAACCCUCAACCUGUCUUACUACAACUCGAUUUUCUAG
This is a messenger RNA of Closterium sp. Yama58-4, 537 nucleotides long. NCBI's taxonomy places the organism in Eukaryota, Viridiplantae, Streptophyta, Zygnematophyceae, Desmidiales, Closteriaceae. The record is from the annotation of a GenBank genome assembly.